AUGGUACAACUAUCGGGCAGGAAACUAAACAAAUCGAGAACAUUAGGUAUAGUGGGCGCAACAGUGGCAGUGUUGGCCACAUCAUACUAUAUAUAUCAAAAACUGACGAGCACAAACGGUGAUGGUGAUACAAGACUUUCAAAGGAUGACGUUACGGAAGAAAAUAAGAAGGCAAGGAAGAGUAAAUGUAUCAUAAUGAGUAAAUCGAUUCAAAGACUGACCAUAAAUUGGAAUGAAUAUGCCAAUGACGACCUCGUUUUGCUGGUUCCUAUGAGUCAGACUAAUGGAUCAUUGAAACAACAAAUCGAGGAUAUCUUCCAGAAAUCAGGAAACGAACACAAAAUCAUAUACUGCGAUACUAUGGAUGGAUUAUGGUCGUGCGUAAGAAGAAUAGGCAAGUUUCAUUGCAUACUAAAUUCGAAGGACUUUACAGGUAGUGAUAAUAACAAUACAGUGGUAAUUCCUGAUGAUAUUGGCAGGUUUGCCAAACUUAUUGUUGACAGCGAUAUAGAAAGUAUGCUGGUCGACGCGAUAUGCAAUUAA
Messenger RNA from Saccharomyces mikatae IFO 1815, 543 nucleotides. It is a transcript of the gene PEX22, whose product is annotated as ubiquitin-protein transferase activating protein PEX22. The record is from RefSeq and is a predicted model, not a curated record. Lineage: Eukaryota; Fungi; Ascomycota; Saccharomycetes; Saccharomycetales; Saccharomycetaceae. The coding region runs from base 1 to 543 and encodes 180 amino acids. The transcript has a single exon.